AUGUCUUAUAAUACCUCUAAGUUUCCUUCCGAUGUUUCACGACUAUUCAAGCCAAGACCGCCAUUAGAAUACAAGAGACCAGUUGAUUAUCCACCUGAGAAGAGACAAACAUGUCCACAUAUUACAGGAGUUUCACAACUACUAGGAGAACAGCUAUCAUCUUACGUUAAUCAAUUCCCCCAGGGCUCAGAUAAUAAGUACCUGCAAAAGUACGAAGAGGCGUCUCAUGCAAAGGACAACGAAUACGCCAAGUUGAAUCAAGAGACUCGUGGAUGGGAACCUCAUAAAGAUCCAAACAUCAAGGAAACCGAUCCAUUCAAGACGAUAUUUGUUGGUAGAUUACCAUAUGAUACAACAGAGAUGGAACUACAAAGAGAAUUCAGUAAAUUUGGUGAUAUUGAAAGAAUUCGUGUCGUUAGAGAUAAAGUUACCAACAAAUCUAAAGGUUAUGCAUUCGUACUAUUCACCAAUCCACAGAGCAGUAGAAUGGCUUGUAAGGAGAUUGGAAUCCACCGAGGAUUAGAAAUCAAGGGUCGUAUCGCCAUUGUUGAUAUUGAAAGAGGGAGAACUAUCAAGUAUUUCAAACCAAGACGUCUUGGCGGUGGAUUAGGCGGCAGAGGCUAUACGAAAACUCACGGAUCGAUGACGUCAAAUGUACCGUCAAAAUUUGGUAACAGGCCUAUUACAACACCAAGACCAGCGUACAGCGGUCCCAGCAGAUUUUCUAGCAGUACGCCACUUCUUCCGAACGACUCAAAGAUACCUAAUCGAUAUGGGGGCAAUAUGGCAAGACGUCCUGGGCUAGGAGGAGAUGCAUCACCUUCUCAACCUCCUCCUGCUACUACUUCCUACAGAUCUAGAUAUUCAAGAACUAAAGAGACAAGAUCUACAAAUGUCGAAGAACCCGAUUACUAG
Zygosaccharomyces rouxii is the source of this 915-nucleotide messenger RNA. It is a transcript of the gene SNP1, whose product is annotated as U1 snRNP complex subunit SNP1. The transcript has a single exon. The coding region runs from base 1 to 915 and encodes 304 amino acids. Gene Ontology annotation, cellular component: U1 snRNP; U2-type prespliceosome; precatalytic spliceosome. Gene Ontology annotation, biological process: mRNA splicing, via spliceosome. The record is from RefSeq and is a predicted model, not a curated record. NCBI's taxonomy places the organism in Eukaryota, Fungi, Ascomycota, Saccharomycetes, Saccharomycetales, Saccharomycetaceae. Gene Ontology annotation, molecular function: mRNA binding; U1 snRNA binding.